AUGGAGGGCACUGGCGCCGACGACCGCGUGCUCGUGUGGCAGUGCCUGGACGCUGACUUCUGCGCGGGCGUUGGCGACCAGGCCCGCGGAAUCGCCGCCGCGCUGUACACGGCCAUGCUGUCGGGCCGCAUCCUGUUCGUGCGCUGGAGUCGCCACGGCCAAGACGUCACCUCCAUCUUCGGCAAGCGCGCGGUCGACUGGCAGCUCCCCGACUCGCUGCUGGAGGAGUGCGGCGGCGCCACCUGGGUGAGCGACAACAGCAAGGGGGAGCUCAUGCGGCGCGCGAAGUCGCCCGACCGGUGCGUGGCGGUGACAACGAACCAGCCCCCCGAGCUGGAGCUCGCGGCGGUGGAGCCGGCUGGGCAGGGCUGCAUCGAGAUCCCACUCGACUUACCCUUCGAGCACUAUGUGGGCUGCGCGAUGAACUUCUUGUUCGACUUCACUCAGUCCUACGAGACGCUGGCGGCGGCCCUGGACAAGGAGCAGUCCUCAUCAUCUCCAGGCACCCCUCGGCUAGUGGGCCUCGACGCUGCUCCGAGGCAGUACGUGGCGGUGCACCUCAGAUUCGGGGACCGAGUCUUCAACGGCGACGACGCCCCGGACGCCAUGAUGGUCGCCGACGCGCUGCGUUGUGCGGGCGCGGCGGGCCGCGAGCUCUUCGGGCCCGAGGACGACGACUGGGGCAUCUUCUUCGCCUCCGAUUCGGCCAACGCCCGCGCCCUCGCGCUCGGGCAGGGCCGAGGAGGUCCGCCCGUGUUCGCCAGCGGCGCGCCCCCCGUCCACAGCGACUACACGAAGGACGCGGGCCUCGACCGCAUCUGGGGAGUGUGGGGUGACCAGCUGCUCCUCGCGCGGGCGAAGGGCCUCGUCCAGUGCAUGGACAUGGACCGCCGCUGCGACGUGAGCGGCUACAGCCAGCUCGCGGCACAGGUGGCGCUGAUGCCGGCAGAGAACGUGUGGGUCGCGCUGUCCGAAGGCUGCGCUCGUGGCGGCGACGUGACCAUGAAUUCGUGGUUCGACAGGGCCAUCCAGGUCGACGGCUGCGCCGGCUACGUGUCCCUGCUGAGAGAGGCCCUCUCCAUCGGCCAGGACACGCCCCAGGAGCGGAAGGACGAGAUCAACCGCGAGAUCGCCGCCGUGGCAGAGCACUCCGGGGCCGUCGGCUGGGGGGACCUCGGCGAGUGA
Prorocentrum cordatum is the source of this 1185-nucleotide messenger RNA. Lineage: Eukaryota; Dinophyceae; Prorocentrales; Prorocentraceae. The record is from the annotation of a GenBank genome assembly.